This is a messenger RNA of Papilio polytes (common Mormon), 887 nucleotides long. Its product is annotated as probable pseudouridine-5'-phosphatase. The transcript is spliced from 7 exons. NCBI's taxonomy places the organism in Eukaryota, Metazoa, Arthropoda, Insecta, Lepidoptera, Papilionidae. The record is from RefSeq and is a predicted model, not a curated record. The annotation marks the transcript as partial. Gene Ontology annotation, molecular function: phosphatase activity.
UUUCAAAAUGAUAGGAGUCGGACAGUUACAAAAUUUUACAGAACCCUUUUGCUUUAUGAGGGAUCCAAUUUGAAUUCUCUGUUGUUACAAAAUAAAUUAUGUACCACAAAGGGAUAUAAAAAAGUUACUCAUUGCCUAUUCGAUUUAGAUGGAACUAUACUGGAUUCAGAAAUCAUAUACCACAAAGUAAUACAGAAAAUAUGUCAGAGAUACGGUAAAAAGUACACCACGGAAUUACAAAACCAGCUAUAUGGCGUAACUGAUCGUCAGUUAAGUAUCGGAGUCGUAAGUGCAUUAAAGCUAUCAAUAUCUGUGGAUGAAUUUGAAAAGCAAAUGACUGAUAUGGUACAAAAAAACCUAACAGACGCACCAUACAAAGACGGUGCUGAACGACUUUUAUGGCAUCUUAAUGCUAGUAAGAUUCCUAUAGCGCUGGUCACCAAUUCCACAGACCAAGCUGUACAGAUGCACGCAAAAGCGAGACCUAAAUUGUUCGGUUUAUUUCAUCAUAAGGUGUGCAUUACUGACCCGGAAGUGAAGCGUGGCAAACCUCAACCGGAUAUGUACUUGCUAGGUGCAUCUAGGUUCACGCCGAAAGCGAACCCCACACAGUGUCUCGUUUUCGAAGAUUCGGUCGUAGGAGUCGAAGCAGCGGUUCGAGCUAAGAUGCAGGUUGUUAUGAUACCGGAUUAUCGUAUCGAUAAACAAUUAACGUUGAAAGCAACAAUUGUCUUAAAAUCCUUACUGGACUUGGAUCCAACUCUAUUCGGAAUACCCGCAUUUAAAGAUGCCGUAAAAGGCAGAUGAAACAAAUACUGUGAGGGUAGUACUAAAUCUUGGUAUACGUCUAAACUUUUAUUGUAAAUUUUUUUCUAUAUAUCAAUAUA